Acanthosepion pharaonis is the source of this 645-nucleotide messenger RNA. The record is from the annotation of a GenBank genome assembly. NCBI's taxonomy places the organism in Eukaryota, Metazoa, Mollusca, Cephalopoda, Sepiida, Sepiidae.
AUGUCUCUUAUAUCUACUCCCUUUUUUAUCUCUUUCUUUUUCUUUUCGUCCUGUCUAGGGGCUUGGAUGACGAUUAAGUUGAAACUGCUUUCUUGCUUUCUUUCCUUCGUCUCAGUUUGGAACUGCUUUAUCUCUUUCCUUCGUCUCGGUGUGGCAGCAUUCUCCUUUGAGAUCUUUUCUUCCUUUCUUUCCUUUUCCCAUAAGUAUCUCUUUUUGAGAUUUUUUCUUGCUUUCUUCUUUUCUUUUUCUAUAAGCUUCUGGUCUCGGGACUUGGCGGCAUUCCGCGUACGUCGUAGUUUAUUUCCCAGAAUCCAAACAUUUCUUUUGCGUUCAUCGUGCUUGCAUUUGGUCGUCCGUUCGAGGUUCGAAGAGGGACUUUUCCUUUUCUGCAUAACCAAUCAAAACUUUUGCGUUCAUAGCAAACGCAUCCAUCUAUUCCAUUCGAAGAUGAAUUUUCUUUCACGUAUUUUCACAAACACAUCCGUCCGGCCCGAAUGCCUGGACAAGACUAACUUUUUCGUUUCACUAUUCGUUUCUUAUUUUUUCUUGUGGUCAAUUUUCAAAUACGAACUUUUUCCCAUUGUGGGUGAAAUGAGGUCAAUGGCCCCCUCUCUCAUCUGCGAGGUCAGAGAAAGUUUAGUUUAA